AUGUCGUCGGACUUUUGGGCGGGAUACCUCAGUGGGGCCAUUGGAAUUAUAAUCGGCAACCCUCUAGAUGUUGCCAAGGUUCGAUUACAAGCUGGAGGGGCUAAUGCAGCUGGAUCAACAAGCCGGAACAUAGGCUCCUUUGAGAAUGUGAGCUCCCUUGUGCGAGGUGCUGCUGCUCCCAUACUGGGAUAUGGAGCGCUUAAUGCGCUGCUAUUUGUCGCCUACAAUCGUUCGUUGAUGUUCAUGGAUGAUUCGGUAAAGGAUCCCACAAACCCCUUAGGCGUUUCGCUCUACAAAAUCUGGCUUGCUGGUGCUGCUGGCGGAGUGGCCAGCUGGACGGUCUCAUCUCCCACAGAGUUCAUCAAAUGCCGAGCGCAACUUGACACUCGCCCUGGGGUCUCUUCGUGGACUGUCGCCAAGGACAUCUUUCGGACCCGAGGAUUGACGGGUCUCUACUUCGGAGGAGUGAUUACUUGCGCCAGAGACUCGAUUGGCUACGGAUUUUAUUUCUGGUCUUACGAGUACUGCAAACGUCUUAUGGCCUCCGAAAAUGAUAACGCGCAUGAGAUUGCUCUGAAAGUACUUCUCUGCGGAGGCAUUGCUGGAGUAACCACAUGGGCCUCUGUCUACCCGCUGGACAUGAUUAAGACGAGACUGCAAGCGCAGACAAUUGCAACAGCUCCCGAGUCCCGCCCACUGAUACCUAUACAGAGCAAGCCCCAGACAUUGAAUUCCUACCAGAUUGCCAAAGCCGCGUAUCAAUCCGAAGGGCUGAAAGCUUUCUACCGAGGCCUCGGGAUCUGUAGCUUGAGAGCUUUCAUAGUAAACGCUGUCCAGACACAGAGCUGUGUUGCUGGGGUUACGCAAGUAUAG
Messenger RNA from Aspergillus fischeri NRRL 181, 873 nucleotides. RefSeq names its product putative mitochondrial carrier protein. The record is from RefSeq and is a predicted model, not a curated record. The transcript is spliced from 4 exons. Bases 1 to 873 code for a protein of 290 amino acids. NCBI's taxonomy places the organism in Eukaryota, Fungi, Ascomycota, Eurotiomycetes, Eurotiales, Aspergillaceae. Gene Ontology annotation, biological process: transmembrane transport. Gene Ontology annotation, molecular function: transmembrane transporter activity.